CAACAACAGGCUCCCUCUCUCUCUCGACUCUUCCCUCCUCUUCUUCUACUAUCACAUCACCUGCAUUCUUCCUCCCUCACAGCGCCUGCGUCGCAUCCUCUCACCUUCCACCCUCCCACCCAUCUUGUCUACGGCUUUGCGCCGACCGCGCCCGCUCGUGCGAAAUCGUUGAGAGCGCCGCCCGACUAGGCACCACGCCGACGACGCUCGCCGGAACAAUUCUGCAAGAGCCCGGAACCCCCGCGACCCACGCGCGCGCAAACACUCCGCGACCAUGACGAAGCCCAGAAGAGACGUCAAAUUCCAGCACCGCGAGCACCGGGGCAGCGGCAGCAGCGGUAAGGGGCGGCGACAGAGCAUGUCGGAAAUCAGCGAGACGGCGUCAGACGCCGGAAGCCCCAACAAGGACGGCACCCUGUCGCAGCCAGAGAAGCAAGCUCCGCCGCCGCAAUCCGACUAUGAGAAGAAGAAACAGACAUUCAUCACCCGCACCAUAUGGACUCUCAUCAUGAUCGCCACCUUCUUUGGCUCCAUGUUCGCCGGCCACAUCUACAUCAUUAUCAUUGUCACUGCUGUCCAAGUCAUCUCCUUCAAGGAAGUCAUUGCCAUUUCCAACGUCCCCAGUCGCGCCCGGAGCUUGCGCUUCACCAAAAGCCUGAACUGGUAUUUCCUGGGCACCACCAUGUAUUUCCUCUAUGGCGAGAGUGUCAUUUACUACUUCAAGCACAUCAUUCUCGUCGACAAGGUCCUCUUGCCGUUUGCGACGCACCACCGCUUCAUCAGCUUCAUGCUCUACGUGACUGGAUUCGUCUUCUUUGUUGGUUCCCUCCAAAAAGGCCACUACAAAUUCCAAUUCACCCAAUUUGCGUGGACGCACAUGGCUCUUUACCUCAUUGUGGUCCAGGCCCACUUUAUCAUGAACAACAUCUUCGAGGGCAUGAUCUGGUUCUUCUUGCCUGUGUCUCUAGUCAUCACCAACGAUAUCUUCGCUUACAUCUGCGGUAUCACCUUUGGCAGGACGCAACUGAUCAAGAUCUCGCCCAAGAAGACGGUUGAGGGUUUCGUCGGAGCCUGGAUCUUCACCAUUCUGUUCGGCGUUGGCUUGACCAACAUCAUGAUGCGGUCCAAGUACUUCAUUUGCCCUGUCAACGAUCUCGGUGCAAACCUUUGGACUGGUCUCCAGUGCGACGUCAACCCCGUCUUCAUUCCCCACACGUACCAACUCCCCAUGGUCCCGCCUCACUGGACGCACAUUCCCAGCACCAUAACCAUCGCGCCGAUGCAGUUCCAUAUUCUCGUCUUUGCGACUUUCGCCUCGCUCAUUGCACCAUUCGGCGGCUUCUUCGCGUCCGGUCUCAAGCGCACCUUUAAGAUCAAGGACUUUGGCGACUCCAUUCCCGGCCACGGCGGCAUGACGGACCGCAUGGAUUGCCAGUUUAUCAUGGGCUUCUUCUCCUUCAUGUACUACUCGAGCUUCAUUGCUGUGCACAAGGCCAGCGUCGGUGGUGUCAUCGAGACGGCAAUCAACGGGUUGACGCCCGCGCAGCAGAUUGAGGUGGUCAAGGGGUUGAGCAAGCAUCUUGUCAACCAAGGAGUUAUUCCGCAGCAGGUGCUCGAAUACCUGUCUGGUGAGCUGAAGAGACGGUAAGAAGAUUUACAACUAUCAGUAAACACCCGAUCUUGUUCUUCUGUCGACAUCCGGUCUCAGUGCCCACUCCCGGUCGAGAAAAGGGAGCAAUCAAAGGCGCCGAGACCGCGCGACGCGGCUUCGCAUCUUAUCUGCAUGUAAUCUUAUCUCUUCUUUGUUCAACACAACAACCCUUCUUCCUGCGGCAGGUGGCGACCGGCUGCUCAUUUUACGAACGGGGCCCCGUUUUGCGGGCUAUAUGACGCUCCCCAUUCCUUCGGCAGCAAGGAAAUCAUGACGGCGGAGUUCUGUUUCUGAUUCGCAUGGGCGGCUUUUUGGGACGGCUGCCGGAGCUGCAUUUGAUGGAUGGUUAAUAGGUGGGGUUGUAACAGUGGUGUUUGUGAGAGUGGUUGGUGUUGUGAGACUGUCUCUAGUGUGCGGGCGGUAGGUGGGAAGA
Messenger RNA from Aplosporella prunicola CBS 121167, 2084 nucleotides. RefSeq lists its product as uncharacterized. The record is from RefSeq and is a predicted model, not a curated record. The coding region runs from base 275 to 1648 and encodes 457 amino acids. Gene Ontology annotation, cellular component: endoplasmic reticulum membrane. Lineage: Eukaryota; Fungi; Ascomycota; Dothideomycetes; Botryosphaeriales; Aplosporellaceae. The transcript is spliced from 5 exons. Gene Ontology annotation, molecular function: phosphatidate cytidylyltransferase activity.